This is a messenger RNA of Gymnogyps californianus (California condor), 851 nucleotides long. It is a transcript of the gene ACBD7, whose product is annotated as acyl-CoA binding domain containing 7. Bases 386 to 652 code for a protein of 88 amino acids. NCBI's taxonomy places the organism in Eukaryota, Metazoa, Chordata, Aves, Accipitriformes, Cathartidae. Gene Ontology annotation, biological process: fatty acid metabolic process. The record is from RefSeq and is a predicted model, not a curated record. The transcript is spliced from 4 exons. Gene Ontology annotation, molecular function: fatty-acyl-CoA binding.
UUCCUUUUUCAAACAAAUGGCUUGGAAAUAUUGCUGUAUUUUUGCUCUCAGGCUAGUGGCCUAAUCCUCAGGGGUAUGGAAACGAGCUCAGGCUUUCUGGAGAAACUAGUGUGGGCUUAAUGCCCCCACCGUCCCUUCCCUGGCAUUCGUAGCCGCUCAGUUGUCCCCGCAGGUCCCAAGAGGCGCAGUGGGAGCGAGCCCCCGUGUCCUGCCCCGGCGUGGCUUUGCUGCGGCAGGCGAGCUGAGGUCACUCGUACCCAGCCCAACGCCCUCGGUGGAGCACGGCCCCCGCCGCCGCGCUCGCGCCACAGGAGCUGAGAGGCAGAAGCGCCGCGUCCCCACCAGAGAAGGAGCGAGGCCGUUCCCUGGGCAUCGUCGCAGCAUCAUGACUCUCCAGGCUGACUUUGAUGGUGCUGCAGAAGAUGUAAAAAAAUUAAAAACAAGACCAACUGAUGAAGAACUGAAGGAACUAUAUGGAUUCUACAAACAGGCUACUGUUGGAGAUAUUAAUAUUGAAUGUCCAGGAAUGCUAGAUUUGAAAGGCAAAGCCAAAUGGGAGGCAUGGAACCUGAAAAAAGGUUUAUCAAAGGAGGAUGCCAUGAAUGCCUAUAUCUCUAAAGCAAAAGCAAUGGUAGAAAAAUACGGGAUCUAGAAUACUCAGAAUAAUUCCCACUAAUAACUAACUCUUCAGUAGCUAAUGAACUAAGUCUGUUGAGAAAAAUGCAAUACUAACUCCUUAUUGUGUAGUCUGACAGUAAAAUCUUUUAAGCAUAAGCUGUUUGACUGUAAAGGGUAUUUACAUACAUACUCUAUUUUUAGAUUGUAUCUUAUUCUGAAUAAAUUUGAACUUA